UAGAGGAAGCAUCAGUUUGAUACCACAAACUCAAAAAGUCUAAUGACUAUUCACAAACAUUGGGCAAAACACAGCAGAUAUUUAAAGGAGAUGGUGAAUUGUCAGGAACUGGGCAGCAGUCAUUAUGUACAGACAGUAAUUUAGUCAUCAAACAAGAGGACAACAUGUAUGCCUUAUCUAGUGAAAUGAUUAUCCCAGAGCUCUCAAAUCAUUUUAAAGAAGGUAAAAGUCUACAGUCUAACCAAAUGAUUCAUACAAAGGAGAAACCAUUAAAAUGUACAGAAUGUGGGAAAAUCUUCAAAUUGAAGUCAAAUCUCUUAAAACACCACAAAAUCCACACUGGUGAGAAGCCUCACAAAUGUACAGAGUGCAGCAAAUGUUUUAUACAAAUGACAAGUCUUAUAGCUCAUGAGAGGACCCACACAGGGGAGAAACCAUUCAGUUGUACAGAGUGUGGAGUCCAGUUAUCACGAAAAUCCCAUCUCUUAACCCACAAAAGGAUUCACACAGGAGAAAAACAUUUUACAUGUACAGAAUGUGGGAAAAGUUUUACACAAAAGUGUAAACUGAAAAUUCAUGAGAGGAUUCACACAGGAGAAAAGCCUUUCACAUGUAAAGAGUGUGGAAAAGGUUUUACACAACUAGUUAGUCUGAAAACUCAUGAAAUGAUUCACACAGGAGAAAAGCCUUUCACAUGUACAGAGUGUGGAGUACAGUUUUCACAAAAGUCCAUUCUCUUAACCCACAAUAGGAUUCACACAGGAGAAAAACCUUUCGUUUGUACAGAAUGUGGGAAAAUGUUUGCAGACAAGUCAGCUUUCCGAAGACACCAGGUUAUUCACACAGGGGAAAAACCUUUUACAUGUGCAGAGUGUGGAAAUAGUUUUACACUAAAGAGUAGUCUGAAAACUCAUGAAAGGAUUCACACAGGGGUAAAACCUUUUACAUGUGCAGAGUGUGGGAAAUGUUUUACAAACAUAAUUAGUCUGAAAACUCAUGAAAGAAUUCACACAGGAGAAAAACCUUUCACAUGUAAAGAGUGCAGAAAAUGUUUUACACAUAAGAGUCAUCUGAAAAUUCAUGAAAGGAGUCACACAGGAGAAAAGCCGUUCACAUGUACAGAGUGUGGAAAAUGUUUUACACAACUAAUUAGUCUGAAAAAUCAUGAAAUGAUUCACACAGGAGAAAAGCCUUUCACAUGUACAGAGUGUGGAAAAUGUUUUACACAACUAAUUAGUCUGAAAACACAUGAAAGGAUUCACACAGGAGAAAAGCCUUUCACAUGUACAGAAUGUGGGAAAAUGUUUGCAGACAAGUCAGCUUUCCGAAGACACCAGCACCUCGGCACUGAGCAACAGGUGAAACUGGAGAGGGAUCCCGCUCAUAGUACCGGAGGAUAUGUGGCACAGAGCCAGCAGAAACCACAACCGUUUGCUUCACAAUCGGUGGAUGGUGUAUCUGCAGUGAGACAGGUGAUGGGAGUAGAGCGAGAGUUGCGGGGAGACAGUGUGGUCUCACUUUCAUUUGACAAAGAUGAGGAUCCUGGUGCUAGCUGGCUAUCUGCACUAAUCACGACUGAGAGGAUGGGAGAUACUGAGAUGGUAUCAGCAGUGAACAUCUGCAAUGUGCUCAGUGGUGGAGGCUUGGAUACUAACAUGAUCUUUCUGAAGGUUUCUUUCUACAAGUGUCAAGGCCCUGAGAACUUUACCUGGACUGUUUAUUUUGGUGGCGGAGAUGUGGCUGAGACUUUACCCCAGCAUAACAGGGCUGUUGUGCAUAUCACAGAAAUGUCUGGCUACGUUUGUGUCUCUGGAAUAGAGGAUGUCAUCUCUAUGUUCUUGUACCCGAUCCUUUACCAUCCUUUUAGUUUUUCCAACGUAAAAGACCGGGCACGAACAUCUAGGACAAAACGACAGGCCUUUUUUAAGGAGUUCAAUAUGAGCCAGGUUCAGGGGAAAAGAGGAGAGGUUCACUAUUUGGAGUUCUUCCUCUCUAGGGUGAGACAAGCUAUAGGAGAUAUACCACAGAUGGCAGCCAGAAAGGCACAGAGCCUACGAGAUAAGCUGGUAAAAAGUCAGUUUAUCAGAGGACCCUCUGAUGCUGACUGGCUACGAAAAGAUAAGGGAAUAAAAGAACCAUUUGCCACAAGACUGAGACAAAGCUUACCCGGGGUAAAAGUAGGAGACGGCAGGGUGUCUCUGGCAUUAUAUGCGGACGACAUAAUACUUUUCUUGCCUAGAACAUCUCAAACUAUACCAGUAUUACUAGAACUAAUAGAGGAAUUCAGUGCGUUUUCUGGCUAUAAGGUCAACCAGGGAAAGGCAAACACAAGAAAAACAAAAGAACCUUUUCAGGCACAGUCUCAGUUGUUAUUAGCCAGUCAAUCAGUGCCCGUAGUUGCUCCCAAGGUUGAUAGCUGGUUGAAUAGUUCAUAUCCAUCCUUCACUAGAGGAAGCAUCAGUUUGAUACCACAAACUCAAAAAGUCUUAGAUACUAAUGACUAUUCACAAACAUUGGGGAAUUUACAGCAGAUAUUUAAAGGAGAUGGUGAAUUGUCAGGAACUGGGCAGCAGUCAUUAUGUACAGACAGUAAUUUAGUCAUCAAACAAGAGGACAACAUUUAUGCCUUAUCUAGUGAAAUGAUUAUCCCAGAGCUCUCAAAUCAUUUUAAAGAAGGUAAAAGUCUACAGUCUAACCAAAUGAUUCAUACAAAGGAGAAACCAUUAAAAUGUACAGAAUGUGGGAAAAUCUUCAAAUUGAAGUCAAAUCUCUUAAAACACCACAAAAUCCACACUGGUGAGAAGCCUCACAAAUGUACAGAGUGCAGCAAAUGUUUUAUACAAAUGACAAGUCUUAUAGCUCAUGAGAGGACCCACACAGGGGAGAAACCAUUCAGUUGUACAGAGUGUGGAGUCCAGUUAUCACGAAAAUCCCAUCUCUUAACCCACAAAAGGAUUCACACAGGAGAAAAACAUUUUACAUGUACAGAAUGUGGGAAAAGUUUUACACAAAAGUGUAAACUGAAAAUUCAUGAGAGGAUUCACACAGGAGAAAAGCCUUUCACAUGUAAAGAGUGUGGAAAAUGUUUUACACAAAUAAUUAGUCUGAAAACUCAUGAAAGGCGUCACACAGGAGAAAAGCCGUUCACAUGUACAGAAUGUGGAAAAAGUUUUACACUAAAGAGUGGUCUGAAAUCUCAUGAAAGGAUUCACACAGGAGAAAAGCCUUUCACAUGUACAGAGUGUGGAAAAAGUUUUACACAACUAAUUAUUCUGAAAAAUCAUGAAAGGAUUCACACAGGAGAAAAGCCUUUCACAUGUACAGAGUGUGGAGUACAGUUUUCACAAAAGUCCCAUCUAUUAACCCACAAAAGGAUUCACACAGGAGAAAAGCCGUUCACAUGUACAGAGUGUGGAAAAUGUUUUACACAAAUAAUUAGUCUGAAAACUCAUGAAAUGAUUCACACAGGAGAAAAGCCUUUCACAUGUACAGAGUGUGGAGUACAGUUUUCACAAAAGUCCUAUCUCUUAACUCACAAAAGGAUUCACACAGGAGAAAAACCUUUCGUUUGUACAGAAUGUGGGAAAAUGUUUGCAGACAAGUCAGCUUUCCGAAGACACCAGGUUAUUCACACAGGGGAAAAACCUUUUACAUGUGCAGAGUGUGGAAAUGGAUUUACACUAAAGAGUAGUCUGAAAACUCAUGAAAGAAUUCACACAGGAGAUAAAUCUCUCACAUGUAAAGAGUGCGGAAAAUGUUUUACACAUAAGAGCCAUCUGAAAACUCAUGAAAGGAGUCACACAGAAAAAAAGCCAUUCACAUGUACAGAGUGUGGAAAAAGUUUUACACCAAAGAGUGGUCUGAAAUCUCAUGAAAGGAUUCACACAGGAGAAAAGCCUUUCACAUGUACAGAGUGUGGAAAAAGUUUUACACAACUAAUUAGUCUGAAAAAUCAUGAAAGGAUUCACACAGGAGAAAAGCCGUUCACAUGUACAGAGUGUGGAAAAUGUUUUACACAAAUAAUUAGUCUGAAAAAUCAUGAAAUGAUUCACACAGGAGAAAAGCCUUUCACAUGUACAGAGUGUGGAGUACAGUUUUCACAAAAGUCCCAUCUAUUAACCCACAAAAGGAUUCACACAGGAGAAAAGCCUUUCACAUGUACAGAGUGUGGAAAAAGUUUUACACAACUAAUUAGUCUGAAAAAUCAUGAAAGGAUUCACACAGGAGAAAAGCCGUUCACAUGUACAGAGUGUGGAAAAUGUUUUACACAAAUAAUUAGUCUGAAAAAUCAUGAAAUGAUUCACACAGGAGAAAAGCCUUUCACAUGUACAGAGUGUGGAGUACAGUUUUCACAAAAGUUCCAUCUAUCAACCCACAAAAGGAUUCACACAGGAGAAAAACCUUUCGUUUGCACAGAAUGUGGGAAAAUGUUUGCAGACAAGUCAGCUUUCCGAAGACACCAGGUUAUUCACACAGGGGAAAAACCUUUUACAUGUGCAGAGUGUGGAAAUGGAUUUACACUAAAGAGUAGUCUGAAAACUCAUGAAAGGAGUCACACAGGGGAAAAACCUUUUACAUGUGCAGAGUGUGGGAAAUGUUUUACACAUAAGAGUCAUCUGAAAUCUCAUGAAAGGAGUCACACAAAAGAAAAACCUUUACCGUGUUUAGAAGCUGGAAAAAGGUUUCUAUGCAAGUUAGGUAUCACAAAUCACCAAAUAUUUACACACAAAGAAACUUUAUAAACAGGGUAGAAACAUUUAUUUAAAGCAUCCUAAAGAGAACAAACUCUCUAAAUAGAAGAGUCAAGAAAGGAUCCUACUGUAAACAAUAGUUUCUAAUUCCCAGUUACAAAAGCCACUACAAUGAUUGUCAUCUGGGAGAUAUAUUUAAUGUGCACAUCAUAUGGAUAAACCUUUUCUUAUAGCAAUAUAUGCUUAGCAUUGUACAUGUUAUAUACCAGAGGAAUUACUGAGGGGAAACUGAUUUUAUAUAAUAAGACA
Molecule: messenger RNA, 5000 nt
Organism: Bombina bombina (fire-bellied toad)
Lineage: Eukaryota; Metazoa; Chordata; Amphibia; Anura; Bombinatoridae
Exons: 7
Coding region: 165-4742 (1525 amino acids)
Biological process (GO): regulation of transcription by RNA polymerase II
Molecular function (GO): DNA-binding transcription factor activity; RNA polymerase II cis-regulatory region sequence-specific DNA binding
Source: RefSeq, a predicted model, not a curated record